AUGUUUGGGGGUGGCCCCCGCAAGGCAACGGAAGAGAUACAAACCUGCUGCUUCAGCGUCUUCACUCCAAAGGCCGCUCCUUCACCUCUAGUAGCAGCAGCAGGAGCCCUGCAGGGGGCCCCUGGAGAAGCUCGCCGUAGACAGCAGAAGCAGCAGCAGCAGCAGCAGCAGCAGCGGCUCAUUAGCGAGCUGCUAGAGGAGGCUCUGGACGAAUACACCGACGAUGAAGAUGCUGCAGCGCCUAACAGCAGCAGCAGCAGCAGCAGCAGCAGCAAGCCAGCACCGUCACCGGUGGUAGUUCCGUCUGUGUUUGGGAGAUAUCCCUACGAUGGCGCUGCUGCUUCUGCUGCUGAGGUCCCGUCUGUUUUGCUGCGCUGCAGGCGAGCAGAGGAGCAGCAGGAGACGCUGCUGCUGGCAGCAGCAGCAGCAGUCUCUGCUGCAAUGCAAGAGCAGCUGCGCAGCAUCUGCAGAGUCGUGCGAACCCACGCAGCUGUUGGGGCGUUCGAGCUGCUGCAGGCCUCAGCAGCCAGCAGCAGCAGCAGCAACAGCAACAGCCGCAGCAGCAGCAGCAUUAGAAGGGGAGGCAGUGGCCUUUCUGAGUUUCUUCCCGUCGUCAUUAUGCAUGCAGGCGCAGAUGUUGAAGACCACCGAUUGGCAGUGCGGAUGCUGCAGCUGCAGCUGCAGCAGCAAUCCAAGUGCUGCUGCGGUGGCAGGCGCAGCAGCCGCAGUAGCCGCAGCAGCAGCAGCAACAACGACAACCGCGAGGACGAACUCUUCUUACGACAAGUUGUUUUAAGAGCAAGUUGCUGCACCAACGCCCAGGCAGCGCUGCGUGCGGUGUACACGCAGCUCAAGGCGAGCAGCUGCUGCAGCACUUGCAUUGGCCGCAGCAGCAGCAGCAGCAGCAGCAGCAAUGGCACCAGACAAGAGGAGGAAGCGGGAUUGGAUGCAGCAGGAGCCCCGGAAGAGGUUGCAGCUGAAGCUGCUGCCUCUGCAGCUUGGGGAGAGUUCGAGAAUUUAUGCGCGCAGCAGCAGCAGCAGCUACUGCUGCGGUGUCUUGAGGGAGCAGCAGGAGACGACAGCAGCAGCAGCAACGGCGGCAUUGGGGGCCCCACACUUGCUGCAGCAGCAGACGAGGAGGAAGGGGGUUACUGGGGCCCAGACCAAAGUAGCAGAUUAGCGCAGCUCUGGCGUAAGCUGCUGCAGCAGCACAGCAGAGGCUUCUGCUGCAGAUGGAGAAGCAAGGGAGAGGGCCUCGCGGUGCGCACGCGGUCACAGCGGGCAGCAGCACCAGGAAGCAGCAGCAGCAGCAGCAGCAGCAGCGAGAGCUCUUCUGCAGAGAGUGGCGACGACAGCAGCCAUGCUCCUGCGGAAAAGCCCAGCAGCAGCAACAGCAGCAGCAGCAGCAGCAGCAGCAGCAGUGUCUUGGUCGUUGUGCUGGAGGAGUUGGAGGCCUUCUCUCCUCGUGUGCUCUCUCAGCUGCUGCUGCUGCUGUCGCUGCUGCGGUCUGAGUAUGGCGUUCCUGUGGUUGUGCUGGCUUCUGCUGCAGCAUCUGCUGCUGCAGUGCAGCUGCUGCUGGAGCCUGAGGCGCUCAGGCUGCUGCAGCUGGAUGCAGCGGUGCUGCUGCGCCCCUCAGCUGUACACGACGCGUUGCUGCAGCUGCUGCUGUGCUGCCCUGCAAGCAGCCUCUUCGUGCUGCCUGCAGCGGCCAUAGAAGAGCUGCAGCAGCUGCUGCUAGAUCAGGGCGCCUCCGCGCUGCAGUUGCUGCGCAUCUCUCAAAUGCUGCUGUAUAAGUUCUUCUCCGACCACCCCUUCUCCUACCUAGCCCUCGACGCACGUGCUGUGGCUGCUGCAGGCAGCAGCAGCAACAGCAACAGCAACAGCAGCAGCAGCAACAGCCAAGGCAAUGCCGGCGCUGCUGCUGACGCAGCAACUGUUGCUGCUGCGGCUGCUGCACCUAGUGGGAAGGCAGACCUUGAUGUAGUUGAGAGGAGGCUGGCGCUGCUGGCUGCUGCUGUCAUGACGCCGCAGCAGGGAGAAGUGUUGCUGCAGCAAAUAGCGAAGUUUCGGUUGCUGCAUGCGGAGCUGCGCGCAACAGCAGCAGCAAAGCUCGAGGCUCCGUGCUGCAGAGCGUGGAAGGCGCAGCGUCAGCUGCAGAAGCAGCAGCAGCAGCAACAGCAACAGCAGCAGGUGGAGGGGCAGGAGGGAUGCACAAAGACCCCAACGUGCGCACCCAUAAGAAAGGCUCUUAAGCUGCUGCAGCAUUGGUGGGACUCUUCGGGUGUAUCUGCAGCAGCAGACGAGCAGCAGCCACUCAGCAGACGGCGCGCUGCGCUGCAGCAGGAGGUGCUUCCUGCUGCUGCAGUGCAGGUGCUAGAGCGACGCAUAGCAGCAGGUAUAGGCAUGCGGCUGCUGGUGGUGCUGCAGCAGCACGUGCUGCUGCAGCGGCAAGCCUUCGCUCUCAGUGUAUCGGAGUCUGCUGCUACUCUCAGCAAUCAAGAAAGCAGCAGCAGCACGUUGCGAGCGGUGGAGUUGCUGUUGCAGAUAUUAGGGGGCAGCAGCAGGACCCCAGGCUACCACGACUAUCUGCUGCAGGGGAAGCAGCUCUCUUCUGCUGCUGCUGCAGCACAAGUCGUCAGCCCCAUCUGCGAGGAGCUGCAGCGGAUCGCUGGGGCCUGCGUUUCUGUGGGGAGUUUGGUGUCUACGUUGGUAGCAGAAGCACUCAAUGCUGCUGCGACAACGCGUCAAGUUGCUGCAGUGCCGCAUGCGCUGCUGCUCGCGCUGCAGCAGUUCAGCCGCCAAACAGCGAGAGAGUGGGCCCUGCUGCUGCAGCUCGAGACCCGCAUGCAGCAGCAGCAGCAGCAGCAGCAGCAGCAGCAACGGACAGGAGAAAUCGGCAAAGCUGCCGAGCUCCUCAAGAAGAUGAACCAACUCAUGGAGAAGCUGCAACUUACUUGCCACCAGCAACAGCAGCAACAACAACAGCAGCAACAACAGCAGCAGCAGCAGCGGGGACAGCAGCAGGCUGCCCCUGCGUUUGUCUCUGGGCUUGCGAGGCGCGCCAGCACAGCGCCUUUUUCGGUCUCCGGAGGCUUUGGCAGCAGCAGCAGCAGCAGCAACAGCAGCAGCAGCAGCAUUGACAGCACCUUCUGCAACCAAUUUCAACGGUGGGCGAGGGAGUGUUUGAUGUACUGUGUGCUCCCACUGCUGCAGUGGCAUCCUUUAGGGUGCGAGUUAGGUGUAUGGUCCUUGUCUGCUGCUGCAGCAGAGCAGCCGCAGUACUUUGCUGCAGCACUAGCAGCACCUAAAGCCCCCAUACACCGCGCAGAAGCAGCAGCAGCAGAUACCGUAGCCAGGUUGCUGCCGCUGCGGCCUAUCGAAGUUUUGCAGGAGCUGGCCUGCCUCAGCGGCAGCGCCCUGGAAUAUCAUCAGCAAGCAGCAGCAGCAGCAGCAGCAGCAGCAGGAGAGACUGUUGCUGCUGUUGCUGCUGAUGAUACGAGCCUUGUCUACCGCCGCAUUUCCUUCGGAAGCCGCCGCAUUUCCCUUUGGUCUCUGUUUUGUUACUUCUGCGCCGACGUAGUUGAGGUGUAUACGCAGCAGCAACUGCGUACCCGCAAGCAGCAGCAGAAGCAGCAGCAGCAGGUGCAGAAGCAUGCCUCUGUAUCCUCCGGAGCCCCCCACCGGCCUGCAAAAGCCUCUAAGAGAGCCGCAGCAGCCGCAAAGGAGACAAUAGAAAAUGAGAUAGGCCAAGAGGAGACAGGGGAGAAGAAGAGAGCAGAAAAGGAGACAGCAGAAAGAGAGGGUUUGCAUGCGCUGCAGCGAGAGGCUGAAGCAUCUCUUUCUUGCCUAAGCAACCAAAAGCCGUCGCUACUGCAGCACCUCUUCUUGCGUUUCGGCGUUGCAGUCUGUACACUAGGGCAUUUAGGGCUUGUUAGAGUGCCGGGUUGCGGCAUCUCUACAGAGGAAUUGGUGCUGCGCAGCGCAGCAGACGCGGAGGCAGCAGCAAAUGAAUUUGCUGCGCAAGGCCAGGAAGAAGGGUUGCAGACAGAACCAGAAGAUUACCCCACAAGGGCAGGAGACAAACAGCAGCAAGACUACCAGCAGCAGCAGCAGAAAGGCGGGCAUCAAAACUCGCAACAGGAGAACGUCGCCGCUGCUGUCUGUGAAGAGGCGCUGCAGCUGCAGCAGCAGCUGGAAGGCCUCUACCUAACGCGGUGCUUCUUCGGUAGUGUUUAUCUCCCUGAUCAAUAUGAAGACGAUGGUGCAGCACGAAGCCAGCAAAACACCAAAUCCGACCAGCAGCAACAGCAGCAGCAGCAGCAGCAAGAACUGCAGCAGCAGCAGCAGCAGCAGCAGCAGCCGCGGCAACGGCAGCGCAAGCAGCAGAAAGGUUAG
This is a messenger RNA of Eimeria acervulina, 4395 nucleotides long. RefSeq lists its product as hypothetical. Lineage: Eukaryota; Apicomplexa; Conoidasida; Eucoccidiorida; Eimeriidae. The coding region runs from base 1 to 4395 and encodes 1464 amino acids. The transcript is spliced from 2 exons. The record is from RefSeq and is a predicted model, not a curated record.